Dictyostelium discoideum AX4 is the source of this 633-nucleotide messenger RNA. RefSeq lists its product as hypothetical. Gene Ontology annotation, cellular component: membrane. The record is from RefSeq and is a predicted model, not a curated record. The transcript has a single exon. Bases 1 to 633 code for a protein of 210 amino acids. Lineage: Eukaryota; Evosea; Eumycetozoa; Dictyosteliales; Dictyosteliaceae.
AUGGGUGUAGAAGAUCAACCACAAACUCAACCACAAACUCAACCACAACAACAACCACAAAUGGGAUAUCAACCACAAAUGGGAUACCAACCACAAGCACAAAUGGGAUACCAACCACAAGCAGCACCAAUGGGUUACCCACAACAACCAAUUUAUCAACAACAACCACAAAUGGGAUAUCAACCACCAAUGGGAUAUCAACCACAAGUUGGAUACCAACAACAACCACCACAACCAGUUUACCAAACUUAUUGUCAUGAUGAUCAUCAACCAUUACUUCAUGCAAAUGUAGUUGUUACAACAACUCAACCAACCGUUAUUCGUAAAUCAAAUUCAAAUGAAGAGACAGCAGCUGUUAUUGUUUUCAUUAUUGGUUUCUUCUUUUCAAUCGUUUGGCUCGGUGGUUUCUUCUUUAUUAAAUCAAAAUCAAAGACUGCUCGUACAUUUGGUAUCCUUUCAGUUGUUUUCUUCUUCCUUGUCCUUGUAAUUGUUGUUAUUGUUGUAUCUGUAACUGUGACCGCUGCCGAGAAAAUAGCAGAGGAAAAUAAAGACUACUAUUAUUCGACAUCGACUGGUUAUUACUCAACCACUGGUUAUUAUUCUACCACCACAAGUUACACAACUUACUAUUAA